Molecule: messenger RNA, 555 nt
Organism: Juglans regia (Persian walnut)
Lineage: Eukaryota; Viridiplantae; Streptophyta; Magnoliopsida; Fagales; Juglandaceae
Exons: 3
Coding region: 1-555 (184 amino acids)
Source: RefSeq, a predicted model, not a curated record
AUGUGUAAUGGUGAGUUCUUACAGAAAGAUCCUAAUGAGGCCAUAGAAUACCUCAAUGAGCUUGCUGAAAAAGCUCACAUUUGGACUAGACCUAGUGCUACCGAGAGCACAAAUACAUCACGACCUACAGGAAACCCAAAUGGUGGUAGAAUUUACCAUUUCAGGGAAGAGGAUAACCUAAAGGCUAAGGUUAUUCAAGAAAACAAGGAGAUAAAGAGCCAUGUAUCCAAGUUGAUGAGCUCUUUGAGUGUGAAUGAGCGUGGUAGAUCUUUCCUUGCUACGGCUAAUGCACUUAUAAACUACAGGAAUGGGCUAAAGAAACUAUCUUUUGCAAACAUGACCAUGGAUGUCAACAUAUUCCACAUCAGUAAGCAGCCCAGGGAGGAUGAUGAGUGUCAACAAACAUACAUGAUCAACGCACUCAUAGACAAGGAAGUUCACACAACUCAUGAUUUUGAUCCCCUUGAAUAUUUCCUUGUUAAUUAUGAGUUUGAUACUAUUAGUGAUUCAUCUGAUGAUGAUAUUUGUGCUAUUUGUUAUGAAACUCAAGAUUAG